UGUAACUCAGCUUUAAAUUGAAAACUUUUAUUUCCUUUUUCACUUUUCUUUCUUUUAAACUUAAUAUAUACCAACCAUGGCUGAUAAAAAUAACAGCAGUAACAAUUCACAUACAAAUGCUUUUCUUAAAAACUUGUCACAGAAAAAAUAUGCAUGGAUGGAAGAAGCAAUUGCAUCAACCACAAACAUUAGUAGUCCAACAUCAACAGUCACCCCCUCAUCUUCAAAAAAGAAUAAAAAACAAAAAUUAUCUAUUGAUAAAAAACCUAACAAGGUUUUAAAACAACCAAAGACUUCUCCUAGUCCAAUGACUGUGCCUAAAACAGAAGAUAUUGAAUCCAUAGUACAAACACCAACAGACUAUAAUGUUGCUGUAAAAGAAUCUAAGCCAAAGCAACAGCCACUUUUCAAAUAUACAACAUUUCCUGUAAAAGGAUAUAAUAUUCUUCCUACUCGUAAUAUUACAAGUACUUAUGCUAGAGGUGAUAUUUCUUAUUUUUCUGGAAGUAAAGCAGGAGCUGAAGAAAUUUCACCUAAUCCUGAAGAAGAAUAUAGCGACAUUAUUGUUAUUCAUCCAGGUUCACGAAAUUUAAGAAUCGGACUUGCUUCUGAAGCUUUCCCUAUUUCUAUACCUCAUGUCAUCGCAAGAAGAUAUAACACAUCAUUAUUUACUAAUACAACACAAGUAGAUGAGACUAGUAUGGAUAAAGAGAAAUAUGAUGAAGCUUUAAACGAGAUUAGAGGUGAACUCAAAUGGCGAAUGAAGAAUGCUAAACGUAGAGCAGUACCUAAUGCAGAAGGUCAGGUUAUUGGCUUUAAUACAAAUGCACCUAAAGAAACUAUUCCUGAUCAUAAUGAUCCUUAUAAAGUGGAGUGGACUGAUGUAUCGACUAGAGCCGAUUUCUUUGUAGGAGAAAAGGCCCUUAAUGUACCCAUUGCAGAUAAUUCUGAAUAUCGUAUUAAUUAUCCUUGGAAAUAUGGUACUAUUAAUAAUCAAGAUUAUAAUUCAAUUAAUGAAGUAUUGGAGGAUCUUGAAGUUAUUUGGACAGAAUCGAUUGUAAAUGAAUUGGAGAUUGAAAGGAAUGACUUUAAGAAUUAUAAUGCAAUUUUAGUAAUUCCAGACAUGUUAGAUCAUGAGUAUCUUUGUGAUUUAGUUAGAAUGAUGCUACGUUAUAUGAAAUUUAAAGCAGUUAUUAUUCAACAAGAGUCUGCAUGCGCUACCUAUGGUGCAGGAGUAUCAAGUGCAGUUGUAGUUGAUAUUGGAGCACAAACUACAAAUAUUAGUUGUAUUGAAGAUGGAGUAUGUCAAGUAGAUUCAAGAAUAUUGAUUCGAGUUGGAGGAGAUGAUGUAACAAGAACAUUUACAUCCUUUUUGUUAAGUAGCCAAUUCCCUUAUGCAGAUAUAGAUUUAAACACAACAUACGAUUGGAGAUUAGCAGAGACAUUAAAGCAGAAAUGGUGUACAAUGAAUGAAGCAGAUAUUAGUGUUCAAGUAUAUGAUUUCUUUGCUCGUACACCUUUUAAACCGACACUUAAAUAUCAAUGUAAAGUGUAUGAAGAAGUAUUUUUAGCACCUUUAUGUCUUGUAUAUCCUGAUAUAUUGGAACCUAGAAGUAAAAAUACAUUAUGGUCACAUAAAGAUGUUACAGAUGAUGUUAUUGUAGAUGAUAAUAAUAAUAUCAAUAAUAAAGCACAAGAAUAUGAUACACAUCCUAUUGAUACUGCUAUUGCUCAAUCUAUUGAAAUAGCAGCAAAUGGAUCAGAAGAAAAAUUGAAAAGAUAUUUCACAAGCAUAAUUUUAGUAGGAGGAGGAGGAAAGAUAGUGAAUUUCAGUAAAGUAUUAGAAGAUCGUGUAUUAUCUACUAUCAUUGCACAAAAAUUAAAUAUAGAUAAAGUUGAAGUAUUACCUCCACCAAGAGAUUUAGAUCCUGAAGUUUUAGUUUGGAAAGGAGCAUCUGUUGUAGCCAAAUUAGAUUCCUCCAAAGACAUGUGGAUAGGAAAUAUAGAAUGGGAAGAGAUGGGCUCGAGGUGUAUAAGAGAAAGAGCUUUAUUAAUGUAAGGAUUUUUUAUUAUCUAAUAAUAAUAAUAAAAAAAAAAAAGUCCUUAGCAAAUGCCCCUCUUAAAAAAAAA
This is a messenger RNA of Cokeromyces recurvatus, 2130 nucleotides long. RefSeq lists its product as uncharacterized. Lineage: Eukaryota; Fungi; Mucoromycota; Mucoromycetes; Mucorales; Mucoraceae. The transcript has 6 exons. Gene Ontology annotation, biological process: double-strand break repair; regulation of DNA-templated transcription. Gene Ontology annotation, cellular component: Ino80 complex. The coding region runs from base 77 to 2059 and encodes 660 amino acids. The record is from RefSeq and is a predicted model, not a curated record.